This is a messenger RNA of Penicillium samsonianum, 1371 nucleotides long. RefSeq names its product Major facilitator superfamily domain general substrate transporter. The record is from RefSeq and is a predicted model, not a curated record. Gene Ontology annotation, cellular component: fungal-type vacuole membrane. NCBI's taxonomy places the organism in Eukaryota, Fungi, Ascomycota, Eurotiomycetes, Eurotiales, Aspergillaceae. The transcript is spliced from 2 exons. The coding region runs from base 1 to 1371 and encodes 456 amino acids. Gene Ontology annotation, molecular function: transmembrane transporter activity. Gene Ontology annotation, biological process: transmembrane transport.
AUGGAACGCACUCUAAGGCCAAUACAUGUCGAUGAAGGCAGUCCGACAACCUCACGAGCUGUUCUACAACCCAUCAUCAUCAUCAUCGCCUCGACGACCCUCGUCUUUACAGGAUGCGGAAUAAACUUCGCAUUCGGUGUCUUCCAAGAGCUCUACGACUCCAUGUCAAAGGAGCCAAAUACCCCGUUCACCGGCGCAACACCGGCGCAAAUUGACCUGAUCGGCACCCUCUCAAUCGCACUGAUGACAAUUGGCGCUCCAUUCGCGACAGCGUGGACAAAGCAAUAUCCCCCUCGAUAUGUCAUCUGGGCUAGCGGAAUAAUUCACUCAAGCGCUCUUCUUUUUGCAAGCUUCAGUCAACACUUGUGGCAAUUCAUCCUCACCCAAGGCGUUCUACUCGGUAUGGCCACGUGCUUGACUUACAUGCCAUCUGUAACCGUAGCACCGACCUGGUUCACACUGCACCGCGGAUUAGCGAUGGGGAUAAUUCUCGCAGGAACAGGAAUCGGUGGCGUUGCAUGGCCACUCGCUUUUCGAUACCUCAUUGAGUCCGUCGGAUUCCGUAACACUCUCCGUGUCACGGCGGGGAUAUCCUUCGUACUCAUUUGCUGCUCGGGGACAUUUAUACGCUGGCCUGCCAGUCAGAUCACUCGUAUUCAAGCCGAGAACGCCGCUUCUUCCCGUUCGUCAACUUUUUUCCGCCUUCCGCUGGUCGAUUGGCGUGUUGUCCGAAGUCGCAAGUUCGUCGCUCAUGCGCUGGGUGCAGCAUUGCAGUCUGCUGCAUACUAUACACCGGUGUUCUUUUUCGCGUCUUUUGCGCGUACACUAGGUUACUCACAGGCAACAUCCGCGAACUUCAUUGCCAUCUCGAACGCUGCGAAUGCGCUAGGCAAGGUGGUCAUCGGCCACGCAGCUGACCGUAUGGGAAGACUCAAUACACUGGUAUUAACCACCCUCAUUUCAGCUGUCUCGGUCCUUGCAUUGUGGCUUCCCUCCUGUCUAUCUGCCACACAAUCUACCGGGAGUACACUGUUCAUCGCAUUCACGAUCUUCUAUGGCAUUUUUGCAUCAGCAUACGUCGCUCUCUUCCCGACGAGCCUCGUAGAAUUGUUCGGUGUGCAGAACUUUGUCAGUGUCAAUGGCCUACUGUAUAUGGUACGAGGCUUUGCAACCUUAGUUGGAACCCCAGUUGCGGGCGCGCUGAUCCGUGGAAACCACGAGAAGAGUGUCGGUCCACGAAGCUAUGAGAAUACCAGCAUUAUGGUUGGUGUACUGCUGGUUGUGGCGACGUUGGCUGUGGUCUGGGCGCGACUUGAGGCUACACUUACCCUUGAUGCUGCUGCGGGGCGCAGAAUGAAGUGGUUGAUGUAA